Pyrgilauda ruficollis (rufous-necked snowfinch) is the source of this 838-nucleotide messenger RNA. RefSeq names its product splicing factor 3B subunit 4. Gene Ontology annotation, molecular function: RNA binding. The record is from RefSeq and is a predicted model, not a curated record. Gene Ontology annotation, biological process: positive regulation of mRNA splicing, via spliceosome. Gene Ontology annotation, cellular component: nucleolus; U12-type spliceosomal complex. Bases 110 to 823 code for a protein of 237 amino acids. Lineage: Eukaryota; Metazoa; Chordata; Aves; Passeriformes; Passeridae. The transcript has 3 exons.
UCCCCUCACGGAGCCACUUCCGGCCCCUCCCGCAGGCGCCAGGCUUGCGCGUUGACGUCACGCACGUAGCGUGCGUGCGUGCGGCGCCGCGCGCGGGGAGCGGGAGAAGAUGGCGGCGGGGCCGAUCUCGGAGAGGAACCAGGAUGCCACGGUGUACGUGGGGGGCCUGGACGAGAAGGUCAGCGAGCCCCUGCUCUGGGAGCUCUUCCUGCAGGCCGGGCCGGUGGUCAACACGCACAUGCCCAAGGACCGGGUCACGGGCCAGCACCAGGGGUACGGCUUCGUGGAGUUCCUGAGCGAGGAGGACGCCGACUACGCCAUCAAGAUCAUGAACAUGAUCAAGCUCUACGGCAAACCCAUCCGGGUCAACAAGGCCUCGGCCCACAACAAGAACCUGGACGUGGGCGCCAACAUCUUCAUCGGCAACCUGGACCCCGAGAUCGACGAGAAGCUCCUCUACGACACCUUCAGCGCCUUCGGGGUCAUCCUGCAGACCCCCAAGAUCAUGAGGGACCCCGACACGGGCAACUCCAAGGGUUACGCCUUCAUCAACUUCGCCAGCUUCGACGCCUCGGACGCGGCCAUCGAGGCCAUGAACGGGCAGUACCUGUGCAACCGGCCCAUCACCGUGUCCUACGCCUUCAAGAAGGACUCCAAGGGCGAGCGGCACGGCUCGGCGGCCGAGCGGCUGCUGGCUGCCCAGAACCCCCUGUCCCAGGCUGACAGGCCUCACCAGCUCUUCGCCGACGCCCCGCCGCCCCCGUCCGUGCCCACGCCCGUGGUCACCGCGCUGGGGCCCGGUGUCACCCCUCCAGGUGGGUGACGGGGCAGGGCUGGA